Molecule: messenger RNA, 1290 nt
Organism: Penicillium oxalicum
Lineage: Eukaryota; Fungi; Ascomycota; Eurotiomycetes; Eurotiales; Aspergillaceae
Product: acyl-CoA-binding domain-containing protein
Exons: 3
Coding region: 1-1290 (429 amino acids)
Biological process (GO): fatty acid metabolic process
Molecular function (GO): fatty-acyl-CoA binding
Source: RefSeq, a predicted model, not a curated record
AUGUCGGAUUCAGUAGAUCGCGUCUUCGUCCAUGCCUUGAACACCGUGAAAAGGAUCCCGCGGACGGGGACGGCGCGACCCCCGGCUGCGGAGCGCUUGAAACUUUAUGGAUUGUAUAAGCAGAGCAUGGAGGGCGAUGUGGAAGGCGUUAUGGGUCGCCCCGUGGGGAAUACCCCGGAGGUGCAUGCGGAGUGCGAAAAGUGGUAUGUCAAGCUGUCCCAUACCAACACGCUCUGGAUCACUCGCUUGUGUCUCGAGCACAGUCGCGCUUCUUUGAUUUGUUCAGCGCUUAUGUCGUCCUUUUUCUUCCUCGUCAUCAGGGAUGCUUGGUACGCCCAGCGCGGACUCAGCCGUACAGAAGCCAAACGUCGCUAUAUCGGUACACUCAUCGACACAAUGCAUCGCUAUGCCUCUCAAACUUCAGAGGCCCGUGAACUAGUAUCUGAGCUGGAGUUUGUCUGGGAUCAAAUAAAAUACAACGCAUCCUCAUCCUCAUCAUCCUCUCCACUGAAUGCGGUGGGCGUCCCGCCGUUGUCACAUCACCAGAGCAGUGCCUACGGCAGUAUAGGCGGGCGUCUUGCUCAGUCGUCGCCGUCAGAUCGAUUUGAGAGACCCGACCUGCGGGCGGAUGACACCCACGAUUCAAGGCUGCGCGUCCUCAGUCCAGUCAGUCAACCGGAGGAAGAAGAAUACUACCGUAGACGGCGGUCCACCGAUGCUUUUGGACAGGACGAGGACGCGGAUGAUGACGAAGAUGAAGAUGAAGAAUAUGAAGAAGCUCGCGACAGUCUAUACGAACCACCAGACCACCAUUCCUCCAUUACCACCACCAGUACCACCCAUACCAACGCAGAAGACCACGAAAGUCACCCACCCUCUCGCUCCAACGACCACAGCAGGCCAAAAUUCGCCUCCGGCGCCAGCGACGGCACAAGUCUUCACUCCCCAGACUCUCACGACCUCUCACAUCCCCGAAAUCGCCGCUGGCGUCGUCGAGUCGAGCAAGCUCUCACCAAAAUGACCGCCGAGAUCGCCGCCGUCCGGGAACAGAUGGAGGCCCGCACGUUGGUCCAUCGUCGUCGGGCUGGUCUCUGGGCCUGGGUCAAGUGGAUGCUUUGGGCAGUCGUGCGCCAGAUCAUCUGGGAUGUGGCGCUCCUCGGAGGCCUCUUGAUCUGGAUGCGGAUCCAGGGCGAUCGAAGGCUUGAACAGCGGUUACGUGAGGGAUGGUCUGCUGUGCGGGCGAAAGUAGGUAGGAUCCGGCUCUUGCGACGUAUGCCGACUGUGCCCUAG